This is a messenger RNA of Dovyalis caffra, 267 nucleotides long. NCBI's taxonomy places the organism in Eukaryota, Viridiplantae, Streptophyta, Magnoliopsida, Malpighiales, Salicaceae. The record is from the annotation of a GenBank genome assembly.
AUGAGGCUUAUAGUGAUUGUUUUGAUUCUGGGGAUGCUGACAAGUUCAUGCUUGGCUGCAAACAUGAAAGCUUUAAAUCUUGAGGUACAUGAAGCUGAGCAGCGACACCUGAUAGAGGAGGAGAAAGUUGAAGUUGAACACAAACCAGAGAGCACUGAAGAUAGGGAGAGAAAGGAUAAUAAAGAAGACAAGAGAGGGCAUGAUUCCCAGGAGUCUACUAUUGCACCUAGAGUGAUUGCAAACGAGUCUGUUACUCGUUUAAGAUAG